CAACAAAUCGCUAACAUACGCCAUUCCUCUAAUCCUACACCUCAACCAUCAUCAACCUUCAAACACGCUCCCACACUUGCAUCACCCGAUUCACCCCAUCAAACCAAAUCAAAUCUUUUGCUUCCUGAAUUUCUCUCUCCUGCUUAAGAAUGGCGGUUCGGCCGACGGUGACCCGGUUUCCGAUGGACCCAGAUGAGCAAGAGUCGUCGGGUCUACCAUGGGGAGUGACGGUUUCACCAUUUUCCGGGAGAGACGAGAACGGAACCCCACCAGCGAUGGGAUCAGACGGCGAGAAUUUACCGAGGUGUGAGAAUUGUUGGGCUUACUUCAACUCUUAUUGCGAGCUUGAUCAAUGGGCUUGGACUUGCUCACUUUGUGGAACUCUUAACGGGCUUUCAUCCCACUCCAUUGCCAAAUACUCUAACCCUCAAUCCUGCCCUGAGAUGUCUUCGUCUUUCUUUGAUCUCGAAUUGCCUUUGGAAGGAUAUGAAGACGAAUCAAUGCAAGCUUGUCCAGUCUAUGUGGCGGCAGUUGACCUAUCAUCUUCAGAAGAGUUUCUGGACCUUAUUAAAAGUGCAUUACUGGCGGCUUUGGAAGCACUUCCUGCUGGAGCACUCUUCGGACUUGCUGUGUUCAGCGUCAAAUUAGGGUUGUAUGAUGUGCAAGGCCCCGUUCCAGUUGUGAAGAAUGUUUUCAUCCCGUCUGAUGCAGAUGGCUCUAUACAAAUAGAGCUUCAAGAUGUCAUGCCCUUGUUUUCCUUCUUAGCCCCAGUGGAGACCUGUAAAGAGCGGAUUGCAUCUGCCAUCGAAACUCUUAAACCAAUGACAUCAUGGGAAAGAUCAGCAGCUGCUAGUCAAUCUCUAGAUGGUGUCCUACUAGGUGGCCGAGGUUUUGGAUCAGCAAUGGAAGCCCUUUUCAGUUACCUUGGAUCAGAAUAUGGAACCACAUUUGCAUUAGCUAGGGUUUUUGCUUUCUUGUCUGGUGUUCCUGAUUUUGGAGCUGGGCAACUCGAUACAAGACGGUACGGGGAGCAAUAUGCUAGUAAAGGAGAAGAUGCUGACCGUGCUUUACUUCCCGAGCAGACCUCAUUUUACAAGGAACUGGCUGCUGUCGCUGUUCAAGCAGGUGUUUGUGUGGACUUAUUUGCUGUUACAAAUGAGUAUACUGAUUUGGCAUCCCUUAAGUUCCUCAGCAUUGAAAGUGGAGGGUCCCUGUUUCUGUAUCCAAGUACUGACGAUUCUACGCUUCCUCAGGACAUGUAUCGCAUGUUAAGUCGACCGUAUGCCUUCAAUUGUGUUUUACGAUUGAGAACGUCUUCUGAAUUCAAAAUUGGUCGCUCUUAUGGUCACUUUUUCCCUGAUCCAGAAUAUGAAAAUGUUCAGCACAUAAUCUGUUGUGAUUCUUAUGCAACCUAUGCAUAUGACUUCGAAUUUGCCAAAGUUGAAGGCUUCUCGAGACAUGCCUCAGAACCUCCUAUGCUACAAAUUGCUUUCCAGUACUCUGUGGUUGUACCACCUGAGGAGCUUUCAAGUUCAGGACUGAGUUCUGCAAGUAGGCCCAAAUUUUCAAUCAAACGGCGGUUAAGAAUUAGAACUUUGCAGUAUGGAGCUGCUCGUAACAUUAAUGAGCUUUAUGAUAGUGUUGACUCUGAGGUGGUUCUUUCCAUUCUGGUUCACAAGGUCAUUCAAGCUUCUCUGGAGCAUGGUGUUCGAGAGGGUAGGAUACUGCUACAUGAUUGGCUAGUUAUUCUGACAGCGCAGUACAAUGAUGCCCUUAAACUCGUCCAGUAUGGGAUUGGGACCUCUAGUUCUGUUCAACAGAUUGAUGUUUCCUUCGCACAAUGCCCUCAGUUGCAGCCUUUGCCUCGCUUGAUCUUUGCUUUGCUUAGAAGUCCUCUUCUUCGUCUGCAUGAGGAGGGGGUUCAUCCUGAUUACCGGAUAUCCUUGCAAUGUCUCUUCAGUGCGUUGGAACCGAGUUCUCUUCAUCGUGCUGUGUAUCCGGUGUUGACAUCAUAUACAACUCCAGAUAAACAGGCAUAUCCACGCCAUUCUCUAAGCCGUGCUGCGUUAAUAACCAGUGGCAGUCCAAUAUUUCUCCUGGAUGCAUUCACGACUCUGAUUGUGUUUUAUUCCUCAACUGCCGAUCCUGGAUUGCCUUUCCCACCACCUCAUGACUGCUUACUAAGGACAACUAUAAACAAAUUGAAACAAGAGAGAAGUAUCACACCGAAACUGUCAUUCAUAAGGGGAGGGAAGGAUGAUGCUACAGCUUUUGAGAAUUAUCUUAUUGAAGAACAAGAUGUUGAGGGGACUGGUUUCACUAGCGCAAUGGGAUUUGUUUCCUUUUUGGAGGAUAUAAAUCGCAGUGUGUUGGAGUAUAUGAAGUAGAUCAGAUAUGAAAAAUAGGCGUGCCACACUGUUUAUUUAUACUUGCAGAGAAUAGCACAUUUCUACCCUCAAGUCUGGAAAAACGGACUUCAAAGAGGGGAACACUGAUACGAUAAAAGUCAGUUAAGUUUGAAGCUUACUGUCCAAGUUCCAUGGAACUGUUUUUAUGUAGAGCUCAGUGCCUUAGCUGAAAGUUUUUUUUUUUAUAAAAGAUGAAUGCCGCAGUUGAAAGUUCUUUUAGAGCAUGAAGAAGAGUCAUAGUCAUUUUGUAAGGCGCCUCAACAGCUAGAUCAAUGAGAACAAUUCGAUAAAUUUUGAUUUUGA
This is a messenger RNA of Spinacia oleracea (spinach), 2711 nucleotides long. Its product is annotated as protein transport protein SEC23 D. Gene Ontology annotation, biological process: endoplasmic reticulum to Golgi vesicle-mediated transport; intracellular protein transport; COPII-coated vesicle cargo loading. The transcript is spliced from 14 exons. Lineage: Eukaryota; Viridiplantae; Streptophyta; Magnoliopsida; Caryophyllales; Amaranthaceae. The record is from RefSeq and is a predicted model, not a curated record. Gene Ontology annotation, cellular component: COPII vesicle coat; endoplasmic reticulum exit site. Gene Ontology annotation, molecular function: zinc ion binding; SNARE binding. The coding region runs from base 150 to 2387 and encodes 745 amino acids.